Messenger RNA from Symbiodinium necroappetens, 1008 nucleotides. Lineage: Eukaryota; Dinophyceae; Suessiales; Symbiodiniaceae. The record is from the annotation of a GenBank genome assembly.
AUGUAUGAGAAGAUUGCUGCGGAUACCAUGAUGGAAAAGGAGCCAUGGAGGUACAAUGCGUACCUGAAGAGGCUCUUGCAGCGUGUGGACGACGGAGGGCUGAGUCCCAUCAACAUGCACAUCUUUGAUGGCAUGGAGAAGGGCGUCGCGGCAUUGCAGUUCCUGCAGAGGGCCAACAACAUCGGAAAAGUCGUCAUCAGCUCGCCGAGUCGCUUGCUCUGCACUGCGGAGCAAAUGCCAGUCCUGUCUGGCGGCCUUGGUGCGUUGGGAGUGGUCACAGCACAGUUCCUGGUCGAGGAAGGUGCCAAAGCUCUGUGCCUGCUGUCGCGCAACGGCCAGCCAGCUAAGGAUGUUGGACCCCAGUGGUCGUGGCUCCAGAAAUCUGCUGUGCAGCUCCGCAUCGAGAAAUGUGACGCUGGAAAGAAGGAGUCCGUGACGGCCUUGCGUGAUGCGCUGGCAGGAAGCACUCUGGGAGGUCUGCUGCACCUUGCUGGGGUGCUGGCAGAUGGGGUCCUGCCAAGUCUCAACCGCGAGAGCUUGGAUAGAUCCUACGGCCCCAAGGUGCAUGGCCUCUUCAACUUGUGCCGCAUCCUGGAUUUCCACAGAGCGGCGCCUCACUUGCUGUUCUCUUCCACCUCGGCACUCUUCGGAUCACCAGGCCAGGCAAACUAUUCGGCCUCAAAUUCGGUGCUUGACGCCUUGGCGCCCUUCCUGAGUUCGCAGGACCCGGAUGGAGGCGACUUCCUCUGGCGAAAUGCCCGGUCGGUCCAGUGGGGACCCUGGGCCGAGGUUGGCAUGGCGGUGCAGGCAAACACGCUGGGACGCGCAAAGUCCAUGGGUGUCGGUGCGUUGACCAAUGCCCAGGGGCUCGCCAUCAUGAGCAGUAUCCUCAGCAGCUCCAACCUCUUGGUUGGUGCCGUGCCGGUGCGUUGGGGCAAGUAUCUGAAGAGCGCCUACCCGCAAGUGCCCAGCUUCCUCAAGGACUUCGAAGCCGAAGCCAAGAAGGAG